UUAUGAUCUCGAUCCUCUCUCCCACGUCCUCCCAUCCCAUUUGCACCUCUCACAAUUCUCUAUAGAUUGCAAAGGGGUGGCGCCGCGCAAUCAUAUCAAUAUUCAGGGCGAAUCUCCAAAUUCUCAAUGACCAUCCAAAGUCAUCUCCUUUCAUCCUUAGCUCCCUAAUUCCCCCCUCAACAUUUCAACUGGGUCUAUCCCAUUUUCUCUAAAGACUGCAAUCCUUCGACCCUCCGUGCUCUUUUUCAGAUCGUUGAUUGUUUCAGAUGUUAAUUUUUACGCGUUUGGGAGGACAUCUGUCUCUGUCUUGUCUGUAAAUCAUUAUUGUAAUUCCCCUCAACUGAGCCUUCAUUAAAGCCGCCUUCAGUUUCUGCACAAAGCUCCCAUCAGUUUCUGAGCAGAGCUUUCUGCUUCUUCUUCUUCUUCCCUCUCAGCUCGUUCAAGAAAUGCCCUUUUAUAUGAUAAAGCUGCCUUUUUUAUCCAUACUAUGAUCCUUCUCUAAAACACGGGGAAGCAAUUUUCUGAAAGCUUUGGGGAAACUGUUUUCCAGGAACUCAUUGUUCUGGGACUUUGUUUCGGGCUUUCAGUUCUGUGCGAUGGGCUGUGCAGGGUCAAAGCAGAAGCGGUGCGAGCGCUGCAAGGCACAAUACACGCCGGUCCGCCGGAGCUACUCGGUGCAGCUGGAGCACCAAUUGGAACAGGCCAAGAGCGAGAGCUUCCACUUGGUGGCUCUCACCUCCUCUACGUUGGGCUCUCUCAAGCUCGACCUAUCGACGAGUCUAAGUGAUGCCAGCCACUUGGAUUUUGAUUUUGUUAAAAAUAAAGGUGGUGUUGAUCUGAAGAACUGUAAUGGGAAGAGCGGGAAGGAGCAGUUCCUAGAGGGAAUAGUCGAGGCCAAGACGUGGUCGAAUAUGAUCGAGCAGAAGAUCCCAAAAACACCCACCAGGACGCCCGAGGGAGAGCCGGAGAGGAUUGAUGUCCGGGAGCUGAUGAAGGGCCUUGAGGAUAUCAGCCCCUUCUGGUCCCCUAACCAUUUCCGUAGCGUUUCCUCCGAUGCCGUCAUGAGUCCUAUUCACGAGAAUUUCAAGUUGGACGGCUCUGACUUCGAUCCCACAGAGAUAUCUUCCUUUAGGAAGUCACUUGAAACGCUCUCACCGUAUCGCCUGUCUCCCCUGAAUGGUCAUAAAUCGCCCAAACCAAUCCGAAAAGAGCGAGUGGUGCUUUAUUUUACAAGCCUUCGAGGGGUGAGGAAGACCUACGAGGACUGCUGCAGUGUGAGGCUCAUCCUGAAGGGGGCUGGAGUCCGGGUUGACGAGAGGGACGCGUCGAUGCACUCAGGGUUCAAGGAGGAGCUGAAGGUGCUGCUGGGAGAGCGGUUCCCCUGCAGUGGUACUGCCCUCCUCCCGAGGGUGUUCCUCGGGGAGAAGUACAUUGGGGGGGUGGAGGAGAUCCGGAGGCUGCACGAGGAAGGGCGGCUCGAGAAGGAGCUCGAAGGCUGCGAGAUGGUGGGGGAUCAAGACAGCAACGGGGACUGCGAGGCCUGCGGGGAUGUCAGGUUCGUGCCUUGUGAGACAUGUUCGGGGAGUUGCAAGAUUUACCACGACGAACUGAUCAAAGGAGGAGGAGUUGGUGAUGAGUGUGAGAAUAGUAAAGGAGGGCAUGGGGAGAGUGAUCAGUUUGGGUUCCAGAGAUGCCCUGACUGCAAUGAGAAUGGGCUUGUGAGGUGCCCUUUGUGUUGUUUUUGAUUUGUCGAAGGCAAAUAUUACAAAGACAAUGUUGUCUUUGAGUUUUCUUAUGUUGUUGUACAGGCAAAGAGUCUGCAAUUGCAAUACGUUUGAAUUGAAGGGAAGAUUCAAUCAAUGUGUCUUGUUUUCUUGCUCUUC
Molecule: messenger RNA, 1883 nt
Organism: Punica granatum (pomegranate)
Lineage: Eukaryota; Viridiplantae; Streptophyta; Magnoliopsida; Myrtales; Lythraceae
Source: RefSeq, a predicted model, not a curated record